AUGGCAAGUUACAAUGAAAAUCCCUUCGCUGGAGACUCAGAAAAUCCAUUCGCCGUAAGUUAUUAUGACCGAAAGACCUUCCUCUUUCGUGACUUACUUCUGAGAUCGAGUGACCAAGCUCGUUUAAAAAUUUCUCUUGUAUAUUUCAGGAUCCUUCAGUGGCCUCGCACACCAGUAAUGCGGCUCGUGGACUUGAAGACUUCAAUCCCUUUGCAGAACAAAAUACUUCACAAGCAAGCGGUGCUGCAAAGGUUCUUCAUAUGUUUGUUUUUAUUUCCCGUUUGUAGGUCUUUCGUACCACCAGUGAUCAUUAAAUGAUCAUAGUGUAAUAAUGUACCUAGGAUCUCAAAAACACAGCAAAUGUGCCUGCUAGGAGUAAUUGUCAUCGUAUACGCCUUUUUUGCAUUGAUUAUAGUCUUGGAACUUCGAAAUUAAGCUUACGUAAAAUAAGCAUACCUGAAAUUAUUUUGCUCUUUACUCUUCCAUAUCUUUCUUCACUCAAAUUUUGCUGAAUAUCUGUUAUAAUGAUAAACUAUAUAGCCUAAAUUAUUCUAGAAUAGAAAAUGCGAGCUUAUCUAAACUAACUGUGAACAUGUGCUUCAUUUAAUUAAGGAAGCUUGAUCGCAAAUUGAUAGAGAUCUUUCGGUCUCUGGAUUAUAUUCUCAAUAAUAUAUUAUAUAGAUUAAGGCCCCCGAGAUCUAUGGCAGAUGCAUCAUAUAUAUUGUGCCCAUUGUUCGUUUAAUCUAGAUGAUUAACCUCAUAACCGUAAACAUUGGGCUGUGUUCUAUGGUACACGGUGGAUGACAUGUAUCUUACCUAUUGAAAAUAAGCUGUUUUUUGAAUAUUAUUUUGCAAAAUACACCUGUUUGAUAAAUAAAGAAAGUGUUCAGUACAAAACUGGGACUGGGCAGGGAAAGCUCUCAUGAAGAAUAAAAAUGUUAUCGAUUUUUUCAGAUUAUGCUGUCUCAAGAUUGCUUGUCUCAACAUUGCUUGAACUCCUCAAGGACAAAUUCACUCUUUUGUAGAAAAACUCAAAGACAGAUGUUUUUGUUGGUUUUUACCCACUAUAUUUGUUCGCCUCAAAGGGACGCCAACAUGGCAUCUCCAUAUAAAGCCUUAUAAAUUUGUGUAACACAUUAUUCCAAGUAUCUCGCAUAUGAAAUAUUGCAUAGACCUGAUUCUUAGCAAUGCUGUUUUCAAAUUUAUCUUCUCUCAUUUCCCAUCUUCUGAACUUUCUGUCAAGGCUCAAAAUAACGGACAGCAGGUCGCCUGUCAUGAUGACCGGCCAAAUAUUUUUUAGCCUGGACAAACCCCAAUUUUGGCCAGUCAAAUAAAUGAAUAAUAUAUUUUUAUUUGCCCAUGGAAUAUCGAAUUACGCUGGCAAGUGAUUGUUGUACUGCUUUGACGUUAAGGUUUUUGGUAGCAAGUUGGUGAAAAAUUCCUUCACAUGUUGUUGAGUUCCUUUCCAGGAUUUUCGCCUGUUUUCAUGUCCGUUUAUAUAUACCUUGAGUAUCAUUGUAUGGCAGUGGCUGAAGUCUCCAAGGUUCGUCCUAUAUCUGCAUAUCGGUGAAACUUGAUCCUUUUCGUUGUGCGGCGCGUGAUCAAAAGUCUCGUCCACAACGAAGAAACGUCACUAAAUAUUUCCUGCAAAGAAGUUGAUUUGGCAAGAAAUUUGUUCCAUAAACAGCGUAUUUGUCAUAAAUAUACAGCAGAGUUUUCGUUUGGGUCAUGGCGCAACACUUUAUCACAAAGGGCUUAUUAGCGUCAACAGAAAUUUGGAUAACGCUGUUUACAAGAAGGAGGAUUUUAAGCGCCAAGAUAGGUGACGUUUGUUCUCAAUUAGCUUUAUAGUUUUUAUUAGAGAAUUCUGGAAUCGGGUCCGCAAACGAGAUUCAUGUUCGACAUAAAGAAAUUAUUAUAAUUAUUAAUCGAUGCACUGAAAUUUAUUCCUGGAGAAACACUACAGGACGAGCAAUCGAUUAGCCCGAAUUCCGUCGAAGGUGAUUUUCACAAUCCUCUUACAAGUAGAUGUGAAACGUUUGAUGAAAAAAACUGUUAGCUAUCCUUAGUUUUCCAACAAAUAAUAGAUUAUCGUUAGUGUAUGUUUUCCCAAAGAAGGUCACAUUACUGAUCACAGCAAGGCAGAAUGCACAGUACCGACCUGCUGCAUCGUUGCAUUACUCCACAACUCAGUUUGUUGUUGUUUCGCUUUGUUGCGUUUCAUCAUGACAUGAAAUUUAUUACGGCAUUCUUUUUCUUUAAAGGGUUUAGUGCAAAGCAGCAAAAAAAGCCAAAGAAAAAAGAAAUCAUUACAGCGUUAUAGAGCAAAAUGCAUUAAGCAUCAACUGUAUGGAAAAUAUUAUAAAAUGUUCGCAUCCAAAAAUGACCAGCAAGAAGAGAGUUUGACCGGUCAAGCCCACGAUCAGGCUGGACGUUGUCCAUUAACUGGCCGUUAUUUUGAGCCCUGUUCUGUUUUGAAUGGUUUCAAUUUUUAUUUUUGAUGGUGUGACAGUGACAACAGAGAACAAUACUGAAAUUAUGAAUAGAUGAAAACCAUAUACUUUUUAUGUGAACUGCAGAGAAGAAUAUUAUUACAUGUAUUUGAAGGAAGAUCAUUGCAGUUAUAUACGCAACAUAUACUGUAAGACUAGUCUUGCACAAGUAGCAUUUUAUAUGAGUCAGGAACUGUACCUUACAAGCAUGUAAGAUUUGCCUUUUAUCGAAUCAAAAAGACCUUUUUUUACCAUUUACUCUUAAAGUCAAUGUCUUAUUUUUUCUGGUGUAAAUGACCCUACUGUGUAAGCUGAUUGUGAGGUGAAUGAAGGUUAUGUUUUGCACCCAAAUGUAGUUCACAGCUGAGAUAAUGUUCAGAAAUAAGUCCUUAAACAUAACCAGCCAGGCACAUAAUUUACACCUAAAAUAGUAAUUCUGUACUUGACCACUGGUUGAUUAUAUGAGUGAGCCGUAUACGUUAGUCUUCUAAUAAUCUUAGUCUUGGCGGCUUGGGUUUUUUUCCAGCUACAGUACUGUGAGGAUGACCUGCUUCAGUCAAACCCCACUUUAUAUACACCCACUUAAUACGGACACCUUGUUAUUAUGGACAGUCUUUCUUGUCCCCAGCCCUCACAUUAUUUAAAUUUAAUAUGUAAACAUUCUAUGGCCCCUCUUAGAUUCUGUAUUAACCCUUUACACCCUAAGAUCAAAAUUUGUUUCACAAAGCAUUGAUAUUACAAGGAGAAAUUUGAUGCUUAUCACUCUUAGGGCUUAAAGGGUUAAGGGGGUUUGAGUGUACUUUCAUAGAAGACAAAAGGAAGAUAGAACCAAAAGAGUUUCUUAGCUGUUCAAUUCCCCACCUACUGAUCCCAAACACCCAGCAACUUUUUAAUACUAGUGACAGCCCUGUUUAUUGUUUUGCACUGAUAUAAUCAUUGCAAUGGUUCUUAGUUCUCCACUGGAAAAUUGUGAGAAUCAAAGGUUGUGCUUGAGGAAGCCAUGAUGAAAUGUUAGGGCAGGGGAAAAGAGCUUCUCCUGACCUUAUGGUUAUCUCUUAUCCAUAAGAUUUCCAACUUCAGAUUUAGGAGCUAGAUUUUGACAAAUAUGUAUUCCUGAUAAUAAUGUUUUUCUUGUUUGUGGUUAUUCUAGUUGAAGACGACUCCAGCCGCACCACCACCAGCUCCAAGACAACCGGCAGCAUCACCUUCUGCAUCGCAGCCUGCAGUUCUUCAGACUAAAGAGGAACCACCCCCUUAUGUGGUGUGUGCUUGUAUUUAACCCUCUUGUGAUGUAAUAGCAAAUUAAUAGCAAUCUUAUUAUCAAUAUGAUCAAUAGACUGAUUGCAAAUGUGAUGACAUAUGCACGAAAGCGAGGCCUUUUGGUGGCAACGGUUGCUUAGGGUCAAUUUUCCUUUUUGCUGUAAGAAAGUUUGUUGUUUUCAUUUUCUCGAAGUGUUUCUAUCAAAGAUCUCUUGAGAAAUUACCUAAUUGUGGACAAAAUUUAUUUGAGUGAUCUUUUCUUAAAACUGUAGGUGUUAUAUCUAGGUCAGUGCUUUGUCACUGCUCAGUGCAAGCAGCCUUUAUUAUGCCUAUAUUUUCCUUGCGUAGAAUAGAAGUCAGUGACAUGAAGACCAAAUUGAUUGCUCCAUAAAACACUCUACAGUCACUAGGCAGAUGGGAAAGCUUACUCAAAAUGAACAACCCAAAAGAAAACUGCUUGAAAACUUUCUUAAACAGUUCAUAACGAGAGGGUCAAGAGUUCAGAAACAUUGCCUGCACAGUUUAUGUUAAAACGGCUCAUGCAAAAGCAAGGUUCAGUCUUGGAAGUUCUAAAGUACGCUAAAAAAUAGCUUAACUCUUCUGGUACAUUUUUAAUUAUAACAGUUCAUUAUGCAGAAAACUAAACAAAGUUUCCUAGAUAUAUUAAGUUCAAUUGUGGAGUGAAAAGAAUUAACCCGCUCCUUGCCCAAAAUAUGACUUGGAAAGAAAAGGAAAGCAAAACAACAACAACAACAAAACCUUGAUAGCCCAUUUCUAUGCCGCAAUAGGCCUUUUUUACUUUUAAUCGCAGACCACUCACCUUGUGUUAUUUUUUCGAUUCAACCAGUGCUGAAUGCGGUCCUGAGACAAAUAGUUUCUGAUGAUAUUUAAGUUCAUAUUGAAGAUUACCUUCAGUUGUGUUAGCUUGCGUUUGACAGCUGGUUUGAUGCUUUGAGGUUGAAAGAAAGGUGGGCCAAGAAUGAUACGAAAAGAAAAUAGCAAUGCACCUUUAAGGGCUGUCCUAUAAUACUUAAGAAUUCACAAGAGCUUUUUGGCUUUGACAAUCUGAUGUUGUAAGUCAAUUAAUAAGGAGGUCCGAUAGAACAUGAUUCUUAUCAGAAGAGAAAGUCUCUUUGCAGUAACGGUGUGGAGAAGGAUAACAAAGCUAUUCCUUGAGUCGAUGAUACAUAAUCAGUUAAAAAGCAGUUCUGUAUGAGCGGCUUUCACACCUGUUUGAUGACUAUUCUGUCCUAAUGCUUCACACCUGCUGUGUCGAAGUGCACUCCAUACAUGAAAAGUAAGGGCAUAAAAAGGGCUGCCUUAAACCAAACUGUAUCGUAACCCUGACCUAAAUAUCACUUUUAAACUGUAAAGGAAAGAUAUUUCAAGUAUAUUUUACCCACAAUUAGGUAAUUCCUUUACAGAAGUUUAAAAGAAAUGCUUUGAGAAAAUGUAAACAACUUACUUUUUUGAAGCAGAAGGAAAGGAAGAAAGACCCUUAGCAACCAUUGCUACCUAUAAGCCUCGCUUUUGUGCUUACGUCUCCAUAUUUGCAAUCGGUCUAUGAUAGUAAAAAUUACAUAACAUAAGAAUAUAUCGUUUGGGGGGCCUGAAAGGCAAUUUUCUUAUCUCAGGCGACAAACUCCUUAAUAAUUCCUAUCUGAAAAACGAAAUUAACAUUAUCUCCCCUAGAUGUUUGGUACCAAAAAAAAAGAGCCUUUUCCAUGACUUACAUUGUAUUUUUGUCAACACUUUUGCGCGCUAAGAGCAAAUUUAUGGUAAACUAUGAAUGGAAGGCAUCCCACCCCCUACCAUACUUACAAGUACCCCCUACUAUGGUUGCCCAUUUCUAUUGAUGAUAUUGCUGCCUACUUAAAUUUUUUCUUCUUCUGCUUUUAAAAUUUCUGGGAAAUUUUCUGGCCAGCAUUUAGGCAAAAAAGAGGCAAAACUUGCAUGAAGUACAAUAAACUGGUGAGUUUACCUAAUGUGCAUUAUUAUAACAUGCAAUAUUGUUAUAUUGUCAUUCUAUGUAAACUUUAUGUGCAGGUUGAAGAGGAGCAAGAAAACUUGAGAAAACGUCAGGAGGUAUGUAUACUGUAAUCAUGACAAACAUUGAAGAGGAAAAAGAUUUUGUGCAAAUUAGGCUAAUGGUAAUUGAUUCACUUUAACAAGAAAGUGCAGUUUACAAGUUUAGGCCAACAAGGACUUUUGAGUUGUCGCUUGUGAUCUUUGCAGUAAUUCCUUUUUCUAUAUGCUUCAGAAUAUGCAACAUUUUCUUGAGAUUGUCACAAAUGUAGGUAGCAAUGCAAAAUCGCAGAGUAUAUUGUUAGAGAAAUCUAGAUUUAACAAAGCGCCCACUGAAGCGUAGUGCACACUGUGUUGAGUAAGAUAACUUUUCUGGCCUAUAAAAAGAAAGGAAAGAAAAAGGAUUGCUUGAAAGGAAUGCUUAUUUGUUGUAUCAUUUCGUACAAAUAUGUGAUUAGUAAUAUAACAAUGUUUUUGCAUUAGGCUGAGUGAGAUAUGAAGAAUAUGCAGAUUGAGGAAAUUGAACAAUAGGGGGAAAAUAAUAUAAUUAUCUCCCCUAGAUUUCUGAGAUCUGCUUAAUUCUUUAGGUCAUACCUUUAGGUCUUAGCUGCCUCUUUGCAUGACAUCCAUGCCCAUUUUUUUCAGUCAAGUAAUUUACUAUUGUUGUUAGUGUUUACAAAAUGUAAAGGCUAGAAAAAACACAAGGUUGGCAUUGUGGUGAGAGCACUUGCCUCCCACUAAUGUGGCCCAGGGUUCAAAUCCUGGUGUCAACACCAGACAUUAAAUUUUGUGGGUUGAGUUUGUUGUUGGUUCUCUCCCUUGCUCUGAGAGGUUUUUCUCCUGGUACUCCGGUUUUCCCCUCUCUUCAAAAACCAACAUUUUCAAAUUCCAAUUCAACCAGGAAUAAGGCAGAUGAAGGAUCCUAUGUGGACGUGCUACCUCUAAAGGCUGGUUUUCACUAGCGACGGAGUCGGAGUCAGUGUCGUAAUCAGAAGCAUAGAGUUUAUGAUCUAGUGAAAACAGCAUUCCGAUUCCGCUUACGACUGUGUCGCUUACAUUCUGCUUUUGAUCUAGUGAAAACAAGAUUGUCGGAGUCAGAAGCAGAAGAGGAAGACCUAUACCAAUCACAAAGCGUGGGAAUGUGCACUGUGAUCAAGGUUUAUCCUUCUGCUUCUGCUUCGGACUCCAACAAUCUGGUUUUCACUAGAUCAUAAGCAGAAAGUAAGCGACAGAGUUGUAAGCGGAGUCUGAAGAAAUGGAAACAUUCUGAUUCUUCUGACUCCGAUUCCAUCGCACUUAUGACUCCGCUUACGACACCGAUUUUUUUUUUUCACUAGGUCAUAAGCACUCUUAAGGCUCCACUUACGACUCCAACUCUGACUCCGUUAGUAGUGAAAACCAGCCCUAAAUCAUUAUUUUAUUUAUUUAUUAUAUAUUAUUAGUGAAAUGGUAUACAGUAUUAUUGUAUCUUUAUUUUGUAGGAAUUAGAGCGCAAGGCAGCAGAGUUGCAGAGAAAAGAGCAGGAGUUACAGAGAAUGCAGUUUGGAGGUACUGAACAGUAGGGUUGGAGAAUAUUCUAUUUUCAUGUUCAUUUUGGCUGAUCGAAAACAUUGUCAUGCUUCUUACAGGUCUUUAAGGUCAGGGCACACCAGGUGAAAAGUUGCAGCAACCCACUGUGUCGACAGAUCACUCUGGCUUAUGUACAGGUUGCAUGAUGAGUUACAAGAACAUGUUGCAGUGACACAUCAAAGCGACAAAUCACUUUGUGUGUACAGGAGAAUUUUUGUAACAAUCUUUGUCUCUGCAACAAGUUGCAAAAAACAUAAUCAGACUGAAUCUGUGCAACUUUUUGCAGCGACAAAAUUCUGUUGUAGAGACAAAGAUUUUCAUAAAAAUUAUCCAGUACAUGCAAAGCGAUUUAUAGCUGCGAUGUGUCAUUGUGACAUGUUGUACAUGUCACCUAGUGUGUACUGACCUUUACCUGUCCAACUACCUGUUCUGUGCUACAUGAUUCUCGUAGUACAAAAAUCAGUGAAUAUUAAAGUGUUAAUGAUCUGUCCUGGAUGUAAGAUUUGAGUUACACAGUAUGUGUAAUAAGGCCUUAUGUGACUCCUGGGAGAAUAAUUAUAGCAUUUUAUCAGAAAUCAGUCAAUCCAGUCAGUCCUUGAAAUAAGCCUUUCACAACUAUCAGUAAUUUCGUGGGACACAAAAUUCACGGGAUUUGUGGUUGCGGUGCACAAUGCACCAAGGUUCGCAAUGGGCCUUUAAAUGUAAGGUUUAUCUAUAAACCAGGGACCAACAGGCACUACUAGAAGACAUCCUCGUUAAAACAACUUUUAAGUUAAUUAAUGUUUUCUAAAGGCUAAUUUUGUAUUACUUUUCCAUCACUCAAAGGUACCCAAUACUAAUUUUCAUCACAAUUUCAACAAUUUUUUCUUAAUUUCUUCUAGUAGCAUUACAAUAAAUGAAAUGAUAAAUUAAAUUAGAUCUUUACAUGUAUUAACCUUUAUAUUGCAGGUUACAGAGAAAACAACUUUCCACCUCUGCCAUCAAACUGCCCUUGCAAGCCAUGUUUUUUCCAUGAUAUUACCAUUGACAUCCCCAUUCAAUAUCAGAAGACGUGCAAAUUACUUUUCUACAGAUGGCAAGGUAGGGCUGGUCAUGAUCAAAACAUGAAUUGUUUCUUUUUUGUUUCUUUCUUCCGUAGAAAUAUGCCAUUGAUUGUAGAAUUUUGUGGUAGAAGAAAAAGAAUGAAAGCAGGUUUUAUGUCAGCCACUGGCUAUUGGUGUGAUUCAGCACCUGUGCAUAUUUAACCUACAUCGUUAGGGCAGAGAAUGAUGUCAUGUUUUUGAGCUGCUCCUUUUUUCAAGGAGUACAAAGAAAAACUGGGUUUUUUCGAGAGGCUCUUAACCCGGCAGGGCUCGAAAAAAUAGAGAAGCAGCUCUCACAGUUUACUUGCCUGGGCCCACUUCUUACUCGUCUUAGUUAAUGAUUUUGUUGGAGGGUGACUUGCCUGGAUCUUUGCCCUUGGGCAGCAAGUAAGCUUUAAAAGUUACUUACCCAGCAAGAAAGUCUACUUGUCCGGGAUUACUAGACUUUUUUGAGUCCUACCUAGCAGCAGAAAAUAUAACGGAGGGAGUGAAGUUACUACUUACUUAAAAAACAUCACCACUGGACAAAAAUUAAGUUUAAACCCUGCCCCUGAUUAGAAUGCCAACUCCCCCUUGUCACCCUGCCUUGUUUGCAUCAUUCCUGUCUUAUCAGGGUUCCAAGUAAAAGUCAACCAUCCCAUAUGUACAUUAUUCUUUACGAUAGACUAUUAGUAAUACUUCAAUCUUUGUCUUGGUGGCUUGUAUGAUUGUCAUGUGUUUAUUUUCUUUUUUAUUAAAAUGCUUUUGUCAAACUUUUAAAUGUAAACCUAGAAAGGUGCCUUAUACUUUGCUUUGAAUUGGCAUUCAUUUGGAAUUUGAAGGCUAAAAACUACAAAAAAAACCUCUGCUUUUGGCAGUAUUUACUUUGAAGUAUAGUCAUUCAAGGAGAAUGUUUUGACCAGAUCUCCGAGGUAAAUCUUUAAAUUGAAUAUAGAAACUACUUCUGAUCAGAUGACCCCAGAUUUGUGUAUUAAAUCCUGUAAAAUACAACCCAGUAAAGAUCUUCACCCGGCAGUUUCCAUUAAACCUUUUUGAUACCAUCCAAAUUGUUUUAAUGUUGAAAUGACCAUAAAUGAUCUGAUAGACUCCCUCUCUGAAGUAAAUGCCUUUUGUCUAAUAAGUGCCUCCCUUACACUAACUUUUGAGUUUGUAUUAGAACACCCCCUAUCUAAUGGACGCCCCCCAGUCAGUUUCUUGCCUGAUUAACAAAGGCUACACAUUCACAUCUUGUCCAAUGUUUGAAAAGUUCAAAGAUAAAUAGGGUAACAGUGACAGUUCUCACAAUGAUCCUGAAUGAGGAUUCUGACGUUAAGGUUGAAAUUUGAAGAGCAACGUAGAUCUCUAGACGGCCUAGAAGUAUUAAUAAAUAGACUGGUUAUUUUGCUAUCGAUAAACUAUAUUGAUUUUUUUCCCGAAAACAUAUUGGUUGUGUUGAACUUUCUACAAAUAUGAAAUAAAUGCCUCCUAUCUAUUAAACGCGCUCUCUUGGACCCCUAAAAUGAAAUAAACAUCCCAGGCUUCUAUUAGGUUGGUAUGUAUCUUGUAUCUUGCCGCUGUUACUGUUGUAAAAAAGUAGGUGAGUUUUUUGUUUUUCUUUCAGUCUACUCUUUCACAAUGUUCUAUAACUUCCUUGCCGCCUUUGCCAUGCUUGUUGAUGAUGCUGAGCCACUUCAUGAAGGCGCAACAUUUGGACUCUCGAUACUGUACUUAGUUGUAAAUGUACCUGCGUCAUUUUUGGGGUGGUACAGGCCUGCUUAUAAUGGUCUAAAGUAAGUAAGGAUAAGAAUCACAAAAGUUUAAGUCAGCAAAGUGUCAGCUUGAAUGUUUCAUGAAAUAUAUUUUUUUUAAAAAUAUUGCUGGUAAUUUUGUGCCUGUUGCAAGGGUAAAUUAGUCUACAACGACAGGUAACCCAAGUUCGAAAUAUGACCAUCAGCCUUGUUACAUAAGGUUAAAAAUAUAAGGAUUUGUAUGGUGAAAAAAAUAAUUAUUAUUAUAAUUACAAUUAUUGUUACUGUAACCUAUGAUUGUGAAAGUAUUGAAAUAAAAAUGGCUAACCUCAGCGGCAUGUGUUUCUUUUUUCCUGUGUGGUUUCUGGGUUGAUUCAUGGCCAUUUUAUGCAUGUUAAUUCAGCUGGUUUGUUCUCUCAAUAAUCUCAAUUAAAACACAUAAAAUGGCCAUAAAUAGACUUGGGAACCACCGAGGAAAGAAGAAACACACAAAUUAAGUGAGGUUAACUGAGUUUUUGUUUUACUUUCAUUCUUAGGUUACAGAAACAGUUGUUUUUUACCAUGCAAAUCCUUAUACAUGUAUUUCAAACGUUGUGCAGCAACACCGAUGUUCAUGCUUUAAGCCUUGCCACCUGUGUUGAAACCAACAGCAAACAGCGGUAUUAGCUGAUAGCAGGUGGCCACUGUUGUUAUAUACUUAAGGUUUUUUUUCUGUUUGGUUAAGUUUUACUAACAAUUCCAUGGCCCUUUUCUGAUGCAUUCAGGCUGGGAUAAUUUAUAAGCUGACUUAAACUUUUUUAUGAUUACUGGCUCUCUUAGCUUCCCUAUCCAUUUCCUUUUUGUUGCAGUUUACUGUUUUGUUCUGUUCUUUAACUUCCUUGCUGCAAUGGCCCUACUGAUCAAGGGACCUGGUGACUCAAAACUGGAUACUGGUGCAACUUUUGGCCUGUCAGCCUUAUACUUAAUAGCUAAUGUCCCCUUAUCCUUCAUUGGCUGGUACAGGCCAUGCUAUCGUGCUUUCAAGUAAGUUUUUUGUUUUACACCUGCAUGAAGGACUGGAAAUGUAGGCCAUUUUGCAAACUGGCCGCAUAUUUCUCACCUUGGAACUUUUACAGAGGACCCAGUCUGCAAAUUUGGUAUCACACUGAUUCCACAACCAUAUAAUGAAUGAAGAACAUUCAAUUUAGGUUUCUAGGAAACUGCCCACCCACCCCUCCCCUAAGGGACUUGUCAGAAAUUAGUAGGGGGGGGGGGUGGGAAUUUGAAAUGGGGGUUCGGAAAUGAGGUGACCCAUUCCUGCAAUGGGAGUGAAAUUUCCUAACCCUCCCCUUGAGCUUGGCCUAAAAUAUCAUGACCCUCCCCCUAUUGUAUAAAUGAGAAAAUCUAGUUCUUGCAAUACACUAGGGUGAGUCAGUAUUGUGACAACUCAAAAUAUGUUUCUAAUCUGUUCUUUGUAAUGCAAUAGCUAUAUAAAUACAUUUUAGAUGACGGCAUUAAGAGUCCGACUCUGAUUCUGACAGCCGAUCACUUAACGGAAUAAAGAACUUCCUUUUUCUUUUGUGGGUGAACCUAUACAUGAUCAUGGGCAUAUAUUUGCAUGACCCUCCUCCUUUAAACGGCCCAUUUUUCAUGACCCCUCCCUUUUCUGCAGUCUCAAAAAGUUGUGACCCUCCCUCUGUUCCCCCCCUCACCCCUGCUAAUUUCUGACAAGUCCCUAAGCCAACAUUUUGCCCUAAGAGAGUAUUAAGUGAUAAUGUUGGCUUUGGGGAGGGGUAGGUGGGCAGUUUCCCAGAAACCUAAAUUGAUCCCAAAUUUGCAGUAAAAAUUAAACCCACCAUAUUCCCAUGCAGUGAUAUGAAAAGUAUCUUGGUGAAAUGAAAUCCCUUUAGAUCCGUAAGUUGUAGUCAGGUGUAAAUUAAACUGAAAUUUGGCUUAAUUAUUGCUUUUAAUUCACUUUUUCGUUGAUCAAAGAGAAAACCUUCCAACACCUUUACUGGAUGCUUGUCUUUGGUUAUAGUACAGCCUAAAAUCAAGUUGAUGACUGAUCCUCUUAUAAAUUCAUGAAGGAUUUGAAGACUUGAUUGGCGAUGAUUGAUUCUUGUGUUUGUUACAUGUUUCCUGUCAGAAUAACCAAACCGAAACAGCCUUUGUUAAAGUUUCAGUUAGUUGGAAUCAAGUGUUUUUUUCCUUUUUUUGUAUUUUUCAGGAAUGACAGCUCCUUUAGCUACGUGAUUUUCUUCCUAAUCUUUUUUCUGCACAUAGGAAUAAAUAUUUUUUACUGUCUUGGAGUUCCUGGUUCAGGAGCAUGGUAAGUUCUGAGCAUACUUAAAAAAUCCUUAUAGAUUACCCUUGUCCUUUUCAACACAACACACAGGAACUUUUAAUAUUAUAUCCCAUUAAAAUUUAAUCUCCGAUUAGCUAAUCAGCCUUCGCACAACUGAGCCCAAGGCAUUUCCUCUAUUUAUUAUCAUUCAAUCAUGGGUAUUAUCUUCUGUAAAUAGUUGUUAAGUCAAGGGCAUACGUCUGUGGUUAGUCAGCAGUAUUAAUUACCGAUUAUUGAUUAUCAUUUAAUCAUCCCCAGGUGACCUGGCCGUCAAUGAUAAGCCAAUCAACAUUGAGCCAAAAUUAUUUUUAAAGCUGGACAGAAUUCUUUCUGUGCCUAGACCGUACAAACCAGCAGCUUUGAUGGAUUGUCAGAAAUGCUACUGUUUUCAGUUAGAAAUAUUCACAGUCGUCCAUUCAUAUAAGUACUUCUCAUCUUUCUGAUACCAUCUAGAGUUCUACAUGUAGCACGACGUUGGAAACAAUCCCAAAAUUCAUGAUAAAUUUAGCACUCUAACUACCCGCUACCACCAUGAAAGACAAAAAUGAAACUGAUGGCUACAGGCCCCUUGUGUCAUCUGGGCUUCGUAUUCUUCUGUUCAAAAGCAUUUUCACGGAUACGUUUCUCGUUUCUUUAUAGAGCAUCAACUCAUUACAUUGCAGGCGAAAAGAGUAACUUUCAAGCUUUCAUUUCUGAAUUGAAAUUUAGCGCUAACCCUGGGUUGUCUUAACCCUGCUUUGAACAACCCGGCCUUGGACUGUAUUAUUAUACACACGAGAUUUACUUUAUAUAUUGUUUGUUUGUUUUCUUUUUUCAGUGGUUUUAUCAAUGCAACUGUGACAAUACACAACAGUGUACCAGUUGGAGCCAUGAUGUUUGUGGCCGGGGGAAUGUUCUUGAUUGGUGUGAUCGUAGAUAUUUUUCUUCUUUUAAAGGUUUGUCUUCUAUAUAAUCGUGCCAGCUAAUUGUAGCUAGCUAACAAGUAUCAUAUGAUAAAUCAAUCUGAUUGCUGGAGAUAUGUUUGUAAAGGCGGGGUUUGAACCCUGGUUUGACAUGUCAUAACGUUGUAUACAAUUACAAGAUGAUCUUCACAGCUUGGAAAAAUGGGAAUCCGACUGGUGAAUGGAAUUUAAAAAUUAUACGGGUAACACGCAAACAUACACCUUUCAUAUUUCAUUAAAAACUUCAUGGCAAGGUCCUGGAAACUGUUGAUACUACUAAAGAUUUAGGGAUCAACCUCUCUCACGUGAUUUACGCUGGAAUGAUCAUGUAAUUGAAAUUACCACCAAAGCAAACAAGACUCUGAACUUUUCUACGCCACAAUCUCCGCACUUGUUUGGCCAAAUCCAAAGAACGAGCAUACAAAGCCCUUGUUAGACCGAUUGUUGAAUACAGUGCCGAUGUCUGGGAGGCGAACUAUCACUCGCCACACAAUCAAGCUGUACCCUUGCGUAGCUAAGAACAUACAACAGGUCGAAAUGAUUCAACGCCGAGCAGCUCGCUGGGUACUCGGGCGCUACGACAGAUUAGACAGUGUCACUGAUAUGUUAUCUUCUCUCAAAUGGAGAUCCCUGGUGCUCAGGCGAUCUCACGCACGUCUCUGUCUGCUGUACAAACAGUGUAAUGGAUUAGCCUCUUACGAUUGCGACAAGCUUCAGAGAGAACAUAAGAGCAGAAUGGACACCAGGCUCUCGUCUCUCAGUCAUCGAUUUGAGUAGCUACGUUGUACAUGUGAUUAUUAAAAGAACUCUAUUUACCCUAGGAGUUCACAGUGGAACAAUCUCUCACCAGAAAUUAUAGCAUCUACUUUGCCAUGUUCAUUUAGGCAAUCCCUGUGUAAUCUUACAUAUUGAUUAGUAAUUUUCUGCAAUACUCUCUUAAGAGUGAAGACUUAAUUGGUAAAUAAUAACAUCCUGAAGUAAAAUAUUUAUUGAUGUUGACAGGUACACAGGAUAUACCGCAUGGCGGGUGCAAGCUUUGAGAAAGCUCAGGGAGAGUUUGCACGGGGAGUGGCCAGCAACCCGCAUGUGCAGAAUGCAGCCACAGAAGUAGCGGCAGCUGGGGUGCGCAGUGCUAUCUCCGGUGAUAACAGGAAGUGAUCAACAGGUUUAAGAGGACAUUAUUAUCACAUAUUUAUGGACAAACUGAGGCUGAGAAGCUGUUCAUAGACGUAUCUGGAUUCCGAAAAUAUAGAGACUCCAUUUGGUAGUGGUAUUAAGUUGAUCAAUGCAACUUUAAACCUGAAUCUUGGUUGCAUUUUUUUUUUUUGAAAUAUCAGGUUUCUUCAUUAAUCAGGGCUCAAAAAAGCCCGAUACACCUGGUAUUCUUGGACAAAACACUGUCAUUUUUCUUGCUGGGCGAGUAUUUUUUUAAAGCUUAUGUGCCCAAUGAGCAAGAAUCCAGGCAAGUCAUCUUGUAACUGAAUCGUUCAGCAAUGGAUCUGUGCAAGCAAAGUGUGAGAGCUGUUGCCCAAAAGACAAGGUGGAAUUCGUCACUUUCGAAACGAGAAGGGAACUGGACUCCGUUUCUCGAAAGGCGGGGAAAGGUGUUUUAUGUUUGCCGUGUUUGCAUCCAAGAUUCAAGUUUCAAUAAUUCUGAUAAUGAUACAAUGAAGCUAUCAGUUAACGAAGCAAAAUUGACUGGUUUGUGAGCUAGGAACUGUGCUACUUUUACAAAGGUUUUGAUUUUAAAUUUGCUUUCGGGCCCGAAAAGUUUCCGGGCUUUUCGAGAAACAGGUCCCUGGGGCCGAGUUAACUUUCGCAAAGACUUCUGGGACUGUUACUGGAGACAGGGAAAGAGUUGGCCAAUGGCUGACCAGCGCGUCCCCAGUAACGAUCCCUGAAACAAUUUCAUGACGCAUUUCGGCUCCAUUUCCCUUCUGUUCUCGGCGAAUUGCUUUUUUAUGAGCCCUGCCUAAGUAAUGAAUUUUUCAAAGUUUCUCAUUCUUAAGACUUGCUGUCUUUACAGAGGAGUAAUUUGAGGAGUUGUUAGCUUUUUUGCCAGUCGUUUUCAGAAAAUUCUGAAUGUAAUGUUUAGUGCGGCCAAUUCCAGCUAUCCACAGUUUUGAAUUAGUAGAAGCAUAUAUUGAUAUUAUAGAAUUAAUUUAAGAGCCACUUAGUACAAGGAGAGCCAACCAGAGUUACUCUGUGACAUUUUAAAGGUGUGUUAUUUUUUUAUACGUCAUUGUGGUGAAAUGUCGCGCAGACCUGUAAAGAAUUAAAUUGCUUGUAAACAUAGUACUGAGGUGGUGUAACCUACAACCGACCAAACGUGGAAAAUUGUAAAAUUAAUCUUAUUUGUUGAAAGAUAUGGAGUAAACAGUGCAGACUUACCAAACGUACGCUGAGUUUAUGGUUUUAGAAGGUUUUUUUCUUCUCAAAAUCGGUUUAGCGUGGCGUAAAAAUAGUUUGAGUCUCACGCGCGCGAAAAAUACAAUGACUGAAAUUAAAAUACAAUGACUGCCACCACAGCUAGGCAGGCUAUCC
Messenger RNA from Porites evermanni, 15963 nucleotides. NCBI's taxonomy places the organism in Eukaryota, Metazoa, Cnidaria, Anthozoa, Scleractinia, Poritidae. The record is from the annotation of a GenBank genome assembly.